Molecule: messenger RNA, 2138 nt
Organism: Spea bombifrons (plains spadefoot toad)
Lineage: Eukaryota; Metazoa; Chordata; Amphibia; Anura; Pelobatidae
Gene: OAF
Product: out at first homolog
Exons: 5
Coding region: 285-1094 (269 amino acids)
Source: RefSeq, a predicted model, not a curated record
UUUCCCUAUUGCAUGUGCAUGUCCCUUUAAAUCAGGGGGCUGGGCCUGGAGGAAGUGACGGCUCUGGAAGCCGCCGCCUGGGGGAGAACAUCCAGAGACCCAAGUCUGGUUUGGACGGAGGAUCUUCACACUUGGCCUGGGGAACACAGAGUGGGGCUCGCCGCGGACACGGUCGAGCUUGGAAUAUGCCUGGAUGACCCGGAGCGACCGAUACCUGAGCCUGGCUAGUCAUUCUGAGCUCCUGUGGAUCCUCCUCUCUCCAUCCUGGCAACGUCUGCUUGGUGAUGUGUCCUCGGGUGGAUCCCAAGUGGUUCUUAUGGCUAAUAGUCCCGUUGCUGUGGUGUUGCCAAAGAAGCCUUAGCGAGCUGAAGGUCCGGGUGAGGCUUGAUGAUGGGCAGGUAACAGAGGAGAGUUUGCAGGCUGACAGCGAGAGAGACUGCAUUACUCUUGAGUUUCGAAAGGCCGAUGGAACUUUUGUCACCUACCUGGCGGACUUUAAGCAGAAUGUCAAGAUUUUCCGCGUUUUGAUCCUGGGGGAGCUGGAGAGAGGACAGAGUCAAUUCCAGGCACUUUGUUUUGUUACACAGCUUCAGAACAAUGAGAUCAUCCCCAGCGAAUCCAUGGCCAAGCUACGUCAGAAAAAUCCACAUACAGUACGUCAGGCUGAAGAGAUCAGAGGAAUGGAAUAUUUGCAGAUGGAUGUUGCUGUUAAUUUUACUAAAGCUGUCCAGCUAAGCCCUCAUAUUCACAACAUCUGCUCUGAAGCUAGAGAGGCCAUGUAUACAAGACAAGAUGAUGUGCGUAUAUGGCUACAGAAAGGAUUUGAUGGCUCAAUGUUUGAGGUUCUGCCUCAGUCUUCCUCCAUUCCUGACCUUCCCACCUGCAAGCUCUGUUCAAUAGACUGGAAACCAUGUAUCUGCUCGUAUCGCCUAAGCUUGGAGUGGAUUCCAUGCAGUCUGAAAUAUUGCAAGAGUAGGGACUCUUCCGGAAGGACCACUUCUUACAGGUGUGGAAUCAGAAGUUGCCAAAAGAGUUACAACUUCUUGUUUUAUGUCACACAGAAGCAACUCUGUCUGUGGGAUGAGGAGACCUAGAACAGGUUCUGUUGGGUCAGAAUUUGGAGGUCUCAAGCCUGCCAGUGAUAUGGGACCAGAUCUUCUCAGGAUCCUAUAAAUCUUGCCACCUUAGAGAUGCCUUAUACUGUGAACCUUUAGAAUGCCAUUUAAAUAAAUGUUAAAGUUGACUCGGAGCACUCGUAUUCUCUCUGUGCCUCCUACGGACAUUAGGAAGAGACAGGAUUGUCCCAUUCUGUUGCACAAUGAUUGAACCUACCAAGAACUGCCAUGUGCCUCAACAAACCUUAGGUGCUUGUUGCUCCACAACCAGAUGAAGUGUUCAGCCCAUCCAAAGUGCCUUAUUUCUUCAGAAGUAGUUUCUGCACUUAUUUACGACCUUGUGAGUUAACCAGUAUUAAUUACCCGCAAUUCAAUUGGGGUCUACAGGCCAGAAUGGAUAAUGAAGCUUUACCUGCCAAUAUACCGGUCACCACUUGGAACAGGUUUGGAUAUCACAAAUCCUUGGUUGCCUGUUUCCAUCAUAUUUCAAUAUAGAUUGCUAUAUUUUUAUGAAAUGACUUUUCUUCGGUGUAACAAUAACAUAACUUUUUAACAAUGUGUCAUUUGUAAUCAUUUUAAAACGACUUUGGUAGACAACGUAAAUGUGCUUCUAAAAUGUUUAUAUAUGUAAGUGAAGCAAUAUUGCCCUCUGCUGUGGAAAAUUAUAUAUUUAAGCAACAUAAUCAAAAUACGGAAGGAAACUGAAAUAAUUGGUAAUAUGAGCCUUAAAUGAUAGUCAGUAAUUGCAAUGGUCUUAAUGUAUUUUUUUUGUGUUUGAAAAGAAAUGAACUAUUUUGUAGAAAAAACUGAAUAGGCUUAAAAUAAGAUGAGACAAAGGUUUGCAUGUUAAGUUAAUGUUCAAAUUAUUCAUAUUGAAUAAAAGUAGGCCAAUGAUCAAAACCAUUUCCAGCAGACUUUAUAAUAGAAGGGACUAUAGUCAAGGGUGGGUUUAUCAGUCACAACAUACUUAAUUCAUAUUUUAACACAUAAUGACUAUGUACGCUGAUGAAUAGAUAUGUAAAA